AUGCGAAUCAACAGUGAGCUAGCGAACAAGUUUUCUGCCUCAACGGUGCACUUAGAACAUAUCACAACUGCUUUAAGUUGUUUAACACCUUUUGGUUCUAAAGACGAUGUGCUUAUAUUCAUUGAUGCUGAUGGGCUGUCAUUUGUCAGGGAGAAUAAUCAUGUGAUAAAAAUCCAACUACUGUUAUCUCGGGAGCUAUUUAUGUCUUAUUCGUAUAGAAAUGAAACUGAGGAUCACAUGAAACUUUGUGUAAAAAUAAAUCAUAUCUUAGAUAGCGUUAGCGUGAUGAACAGGAAUUCGGAUGACAUUGUUGAGUGUACUUUAUCUUAUGAUGGACAUGGAUCACCAUUUGUACUAAUAUUUGAAGACUCGUUCAUUUCUGAGAGAGUGGAGUACUCUACCUACUUAAUUAAGGAUUUUGAUACUAAUGGACUAGAACUCGAUAGAGAAAGGAUAAGCUUUGAGGCAAUUAUUAAGGGCGAAGCCCUUCAUUCAGCCUUAAAGGAUCUAAAAGAAAUCGGAUGCAAAGAGUGCUAUGUAUAUGCAAAGACCGAGGCGAAUGAUGAGAAUGUAUUUGCCCUGAUAUCUAAAUCUCAGCUAGGAUUUUCUAAAAUAAAAUUACCCAGUAACAGAUCCAUACUAGAGAAGUUACAAGUAUUUGACGGAGAUUCCACAACAGUAAUAGAUGGUUUUGCUGUAAUUGGGUUCUUCGAUUUCACCUCGUUUGAUAAAAUCAGAAAGAGUACUAAAAUUGCAAGCAAAGUCCUUUUCAGGAUGGAUGUUCAUGGCGUAUUGAGUGUAAAUAUUCUAAGUCAAACAGACGAUGUCAUUAUCACUGAUACUACAAGACCUUCAAAUAAUCGACCAGGUAGUAUUCGCCAACUGCAGCUACCCAAGGAUUAUCCCGGUAUAGUAAUUGAGGUUUGCAUGCUAGAAAAAGAAUCCAUAGAUGAGGCAGCACAGACAGAAAUAGAACUCCUGAUGGAGACUAAUGAACUUGGCAAUCGUAAUAGUUUUAAAAAAUCAACUAUAAGAAAAAGAUAUGGUACAGAUAAAGGCAAUGAAACUUCAAAUGACAACUUGCUGCAAUUGAAUGGGAAAAAAAUUAAACUACCAUCUGAAGAAGAAAACAAUAAAAACAGGGAAAGUGAGGAUGAAGAGAAUCACUGCAAGUAUCCAACAAAGGAUAUUCCUAUAUUUUUUUAA
Molecule: messenger RNA, 1206 nt
Organism: Saccharomyces cerevisiae S288C
Lineage: Eukaryota; Fungi; Ascomycota; Saccharomycetes; Saccharomycetales; Saccharomycetaceae
Gene: RAD17
Product: Rad17p
Exons: 1
Coding region: 1-1206 (401 amino acids)
Biological process (GO): DNA damage checkpoint signaling; reciprocal meiotic recombination; double-strand break repair
Cellular component (GO): nucleus; checkpoint clamp complex
Molecular function (GO): double-stranded DNA binding; damaged DNA binding
Source: RefSeq, marked reviewed